GCAACUGCAACAGCGCCUGAAGAGCACCUGCUGCAGCCAGGAUACCCUAUAAACUAUACAGGAUACCGAUCCUAAAAAUAUAAGAUUUACUUUGGUUGGAAGCAUCGUCAUCGCAACACAAUGAAAACGCAAGUUAAGCAACUUGGCCUUAUGCUAGUAGUUGUUGCAAUCCACCAACUUGCAACCUGCAGAGCUCAAGGGUGCAAUCCAAGCCCGUGUCUGAAUGGUGGCUUGUGCUUCAGUUCACUCACCAGACCCAGUGGUUUCAUUUGUAUCUGUUCCCAAGAAUAUUACGGACAGCUCUGCCAAAAUCUGGUAACCGCCUGCGCACCGAACAAUCCCUGUGAAAACAGCGGGCAGUGUGUGCUUUCCACCAGCGCUGCCGAGGGACGAGUCUGCCUGUGUCAGAGUGGUUACUCGGGGGUCAACUGCACGAUUCGUACCGCCCCACAAAAUGGCUGCAGCCCAGACCCCUGCCAAAAUGGUGGAUUGUGCUAUGUCAGUUCAACUUCAGGAUCUUACCGAUGUAUCUGCAACAGAGGAUACUCCGGCAAUAACUGUGACAUUCUUGACCCGCUCUGUUCUCCCAACCCGUGCCAGAAUGGUGGCUCUUGCACCGUCCAUGCCAGCUCGACAGGCCGGACAAGUCGGUGUCGGUGCCCCUCAGGUUUUGCAGGUGAAUUCUGCAAUGUUACAGCCAAUCUUUAUGAUUGUACCGAGAACUCCUGUCUUAACGGUGGUAGUUGCUUCGCCUCAACUCAAACGCCAGGAACCUAUCGCUGUUUCUGCCGGACAGGAUAUACCGGAGAGUACUGCGAAACACUUGAUCAAACUCCACAACCGAAUGGAUGUAAUUCGAACCCCUGUGCAAAUAAUGCAUCGUGUAUGAUCUCUCACGCCAACUCAUCUCACUAUUACUGUCUCUGUCCAAUGGGUUACCAAGGAGAGAACUGCCAAGAGGCAUCUUGCGGUACUGGUAGCUCACCGUGUCUGAAUGGUGGUACUUGUGUGCUUACCAUGGGGGGCUUCCGAUGUGAGUGUGCUCGAGGCUAUGGAGGAACACUCUGUCAGACAAUGGUGACGUGUGAGAUCAAUCCAUGUCAGAACGGUGGUUCUUGCUACAGCGAUUUCCAGGGUGGGGUGACGUAUAUGUGCCGGUGCUCCAACGGGUUCAAAGGUCACGACUGCGACAAAAUAGAUCCUUGUCUAAGCAACCCUUGUGGUAGCAACCGAAGAUGUCUGAUGGAGGAGGAUGGUUCUUAUGUUUGCUUGUGCCAAUGCAGACCUGAUGGAACUUGUGAAAUUCCAGGAUCAACCUGUCUAAGCUCGCCUUGUCUGAAUGGCGGCACCUGUCGACCGAACAUCGACGAAGGCUACACCUGCCAAUGUCCAUAUGGAUACGCAGGGGACCAGUGCGAGAUUCGUAAUGAUACCACUAGCUGCCCGUCGAAUCCAUGUCAAAAUGGCGGCGUGUGUUCCUCCUCUGGGGUCGCCUUCACUUGUACUUGUGCAGCGGGAUAUUUUGGCACUCUAUGCCAGUACAGUUUUUGCAGCAGCUUGCCGUGUCAAAACGGCGGAUCCUGCCAGCUUACCGCCAGCGGUUACCGAUGUCAGUGCGCUCAGGGGUACUUCGGCACCUACUGUGAGAACUCUGAACAAGUAGGUUGCGCUUCAGACCCCUGCAAUAACGGUGGAUUAUGCUACGAUUCCCCAACAAGUCCGGGAGCUUACUUCUGCGUGUGCGCGGAAGGAUACGCCGGGACUAAUUGCAACAUUUCCGCUAAUGCCUGUGUAAGCCGACCAUGCCUAAAUGGUGGCACCUGUGAACCUCGUUCUACCGGCUUCCAAUGCCAAUGUGCACAAGGCUACAUCGGAACUUACUGCCAAACACGCAGGGACGAUUGUUCUCUAAACCCUUGUCAAAAUGACGCCAGCUGUUCUGUCUCUGGGAAUCUAGUCUUGUGUAGCUGUCAGACAGGAUAUUUUGGCGAUCGCUGUCAGUUCUUGGGAGGAACCUGCUCUCCUAACCCCUGUCAAAAUGGCGGGGGCUGUUCUGUGGCCGGGGGAGUCGUAUCGUGUACCUGUGCUCAAGGGUAUUAUGGUAACCUGUGUCAGUUCAGUGCUGCUUGUACCAGUUCGCCUUGUCUCAACGGCGGCACCUGUCAAGUUCAGGCCAGUGGCUACCGUUGCAUGUGCCCUAUGGGUUUUAUCGGCACACGAUGCCAAACUACAGACGGUGGGCAUAUAGGCCAGUGCUCGCCUAAUCCCUGCGAGAAUGGCGCCACGUGUUCCUCAUCUUCAUCUGGUUUGUUCACCUGUAUUUGCCCACUUGGGUUCUUUGGGCAUUUCUGCCAAUCUCACCAGGCAUGCCUGAGCUCACCAUGUUUCAAUGGCGGAACCUGCCUUCCUGAAGGCCAAGGCUACAGGUGUCAAUGUCCCCGAGGCUACAACGAUUCGCGAUGCCAGACGGGUAGUGAACCACUGCAUAGCUGCUCGUCAAAUCCUUGUCAGUACGGAGGAACCUGCGAGCCGAAUGGCACAACUAGCUUCACCUGUAGGUGCACUCAGGGAUUUUCAGGAAUUCACUGCGAGAAUGCCGAUAAUCCGGCUUGUGUAAUUCUCAUGACCCAAAGCGAUAACUGUGGUGGCAGGGGACAGUGUGAUACAACGGCUGACAACCAAGUCAAUUGCCUCUGCGACUCUCCUUUUUUCGGUAUCCAUUGUCAGUUUAACUCCAUAGGUAUCCCGCAGUUCAUGGUGGACUUCUUCUGCCCAAAUGAGGCCGCUAAGCGUGCGACCUACAGCGGUUGUCAUGCCGUGUACCGUGAUUCCACAGGUUGUAGCGGACAUGGCUGUUGUAGCUGGGACUCUCGAGGAGGAGAAAAGUGCGAAUGUUUCCGAGGAUAUGGCGGACCAUAUUGUGAACGAUUCUACGGUUGAAGUUAACGUUAACCGAAACAAGUGGGAUCGCAACUACAACUGGCAUUCGGACUGGUACUGGUAUCGGAAACCAUAUUUCACACAACACGCUGGGGUAAUCAGACUUGAAAAAGGCUAUAAUGGAGGAUGCUUUUCAGUGGGCAGUAAAGCAUGACAUUUCAACAGGGAAAUCUUCCACAAGGCUUGACGGCUAGUCUCCUUUCAAGACUUGCAAAAAAUUUCCAGUAGAAAAGUAUAUGAUUCAUCCCUGGACUGCUGUGUGAUAAACAUACCUGGACCUGGUACAAGGUGGAGUCAUCGGAAACCAACAACUGCUGCGGCCACAGGUAUUGCUAUCAGUUUAGCUUCUGAUGCGAAUCCAACAGUUUUUAUGAAGGUGUUAUUUGCAGCUUGCGAAUUUCCCGUUGAAUGAAAUUGGGGUUCCUUUUCGUAUCAAACUGUAAAUUGUUUCAAACACUGUUUCAUAUCUGCCAGUAAGAAUGUAUUCGUCUGUGAUCCCCCUUUAUGCUUACAAGAAGUUGAACUUGUGGAAAAAAUUCCUGACUGGAGAAUAUCUUGACCUCAAUGUAAUGUCUUUUACGCUGAUGAUUGAUUUCACCACUUUAAAUGAGAUCGUAGUCGUUGCUUUUUCAAAUUGCUUGUAAAAUGCAUUUCUUAUUCUUUUAUCAUUGUCAUCAAAUACCUUAAACGAUAAAAUGUAACAAUGUGACGAAUUAAUACUGUUUCUAUUUUUGAGGUAUUUUUAAAGCCCCGUGAAAGCUUUUGAUUGUUUCAGAAUUGCUAAAUUUGUCUCUAGAAUCUAUGGUUAGCAAUUAAAACACAAUGUUGCUAUCGCAUUGUAGAUAUAUUUAAAUGUCAAACAUUAGAUGUCCAAUUCCUAAACAUCAGUGUCCAAUGGCUAAACUAUAUCAAUCACAACUCUAAACACGUUUAGUAUUUAAACAUAUAUUUACAAUAUAAUUGCGAGAAUGUGUUAGGCCUAUAAAGGUGAACAUGGUUUAACACAGUUUUUAGAGAACUGUUUCCAGAACACAAAAUAGGCAUUAUUCAUACUGCAACUUAUUAUAUUGCUGGUAGUCAACUUGUGAAAGGGGACAACGUAAUAGGUUCACGCAUCUGAAAUGAGCAGCAAUGUGGAAAACCACUGGCCCAUUUUUCUCAACCUUUCGAGCGGAAUAUUGGCAAGGUACAAGGCAAACGUAGGGCGUCGCUUUGACCUCUAAUCUGGCGUAUUAAAGCAAUGAAAACUUGCAUUUUUAAGAACUGCAAUUUUAAGAACUGCAAUUUUUAGACUGUGUUGUCUCGGGUGUAGAAUGUUUUCGUGUUUGUAAUUGUGGAAUUUGACAGAAAGUUUUCCGGGCGAAUUUAUUUUGUCGUGUGAUCGUUUAAACCACAUCACCUUUCACUACUUUGGCCUCCUGUUUUUUGUUCUUUUUCAUGGUAAGAGAUUUACGUUAGAAUUCUUUUCAUACGUUCUUAGACCGCUUCUUGGGUCUUCCAAACAUGUACCUUAUACGCGAAGAUAAACAUAUCCAUGUGGCUGUUCUAAAAUAAUAAUGUAAAUAGCACCGCGAGUAGUUUAGCAAUUAAUAAAGUAUAAUGUCUGUAGUUUUUCAUUAAUAAUCCAAAUUCGCUGCACAUAAAGUAAACUAUAGAUUAUGCCUUUUGUUUUUGUACUCAAACGACGAGAUAGCGAUGUACGACACAUGGCUGUUCAGACGUGUUUUGUGGGUAGCUCUUACAACUGUUAUAAGGAAUAACCGAAAGAUGUAUACGGGCGAUUUACAAGAGGUGCGCCACCAAGAGUUUGCAACACGUUGGCCAAUCAUAACGCGCGAAA
Molecule: messenger RNA, 4780 nt
Organism: Acanthaster planci (crown-of-thorns starfish)
Lineage: Eukaryota; Metazoa; Echinodermata; Asteroidea; Valvatida; Acanthasteridae
Molecular function (GO): calcium ion binding
Source: RefSeq, a predicted model, not a curated record